Messenger RNA from Pecten maximus, 4957 nucleotides. Its product is annotated as ankyrin repeat domain-containing protein 13D-like. Gene Ontology annotation, cellular component: cytoplasm. Bases 104 to 1951 code for a protein of 615 amino acids. Gene Ontology annotation, molecular function: protein binding. The transcript is spliced from 15 exons. NCBI's taxonomy places the organism in Eukaryota, Metazoa, Mollusca, Bivalvia, Pectinida, Pectinidae. The record is from RefSeq and is a predicted model, not a curated record.
AUCAGAUUACAACACACGGAAGAGGCUCCCAUCAACAAAUGAGUCAGACGCAGAUCUCGUUUCCUAGUGUCAAAAUGUUGUAGGUUUUAAAACAGUCGAGAAAAUGACGUCCAAGGGAUUGCAAGAAGAAUAUCCCCUUCAUUGGCUUGUUUGGGAUAACAAGUACCAGGACUUGGAUAGAGAACUCGCUCGUGAUGUUCAUCAGCUGGAGAAGCUAGAUCCUCGAGGAAGGACAGCUCUACAUCUUGCUGUCACGCUAGGCCAUAUUGAGAGUACACGAGUAUUGGUGCGGUAUGGAGCCUCCACCAUGAUGGAGAACAAAGGCAACUGGUCAGUGCUACACGAGGCCGUGAGUACAGGCGACCCAGAACUAGUCCAGUUGGUCCUCAAACACAGAGACUACCAACGGUACAGCAAGAGGACUGUCGGUGUUCCUGAACUCUUACAGAAACUCAAGGAGUCAUCAGACUUCUAUGUGGAGAUGAAGUGGGAAUUCACCAGUUGGGUGCCUUUGGUAUCUCGGAUGUGCCCCAGUGAUACAUACCGGGUGUGGAAAAGUGGUUCAAAUGUGAGGAUAGACACAACAUUGUUAGGGUUCGACAACAUGUCCUGGGAGAGAGGCAGUAGAAGCUACAUAUUUAAAGGCACAGCAAACAGUGCGACUGUAAUGGAGGUAGACCAUGACAGAAGAGAGAUUUUCUCUGAAACGAUGCAGAUCCUUCCCCCAAACUUUGAUAUAUCAGUGAUGAAUCCCUCCGACGACUCAGUAGCGGCUCGCCUCACCAACCCCCUGGUCACCACCUACGUAGACACAGAUAAAAUUUCUUUUGAAAGAAACAAAUCUGGUAUUCUGGGCUGGCGUAGUGAUAGAAGCGAGACUGUCAAUGGCUACGAAGCCAAGGUUUUUGGAGCCUCUAAUGUUGAAUUGGUGACAAAGACACGUGUUGAACAUCUGUCAGAACAUGACAAACAGAAAUCCAAGAAAAAUAACAAGACACCUCUUGAGUCAUUCUUGGGGGUGGCUGAGGAACAGAACAAGAAACAAGGAGCAUCAAAUGGAGAUGUGUCGUCAGUGAUGUAUAACCCAAGUGCUAUCACACCGGAGGAAUACUUUAACUCCUUUGUAGACUUAAACGACCGUGAUAUUGGUCGUCCUAUCGAUCAGACAACAAAGACUCAGAAGUUUAAAGCCACACUGUGGUUAUGUGAGAACUACCCGUUGUCUCUCCAGGAACAGGUCGUGCCCAUCAUAGACCUUAUGUCUUCUAGUAAUGCACACUUUAGAAAACUAAGAGACUUCAUAACGUUACAGUUACCCGCAGGAUUUCCCAUCAAAAUCGAGAUUCCACUGUUCCAUGUGCUCAAUGCAAGGAUUACAUUCGGUAACAUCUCUGGAAUGGAUCAGCCUAUUGAAGGGGUCACGCCUCUCAGGAAUGGGGACGAAUCCAAGUGUAAAUGUGUUGUAGAUGAAACAUGUUUUGAUCCUCCGAGUGGUUAUACAAGAUUAGGAGACAGUGGUGGUCACCAUGGCCGUCUACAAGAUGAGGAUGACGAACUUCUUCAGUUUGCCAUACAGCAGAGUUUGAUGCAAGCAGGAAGCACAGAAAACGACCAGGUGUCAAAACCGCAGUUAACCUUUUGGGAGGCUCUCAACAAUAUACGUCCACCACCCCCAGGUACGGUAGGACCCGAGGAGGCUGACCAGCUUCUUCAGAGAGCCAUAGCAGAAAGCAUAGCCUUAUCAGGUGGUCCUUCCCCAGUAGACGGAGCCCCUCCCCUUCAGACACAGCCUCAGCAACAUGCAGCGCCCCCUAUCCUCCGUGAUGAUGAGACACAGAUGCGUAUGGCCCUUGAGCUCUCUGAGCGACAGCAGCAAGAGGACGCAAUCCGUCGAAAACAGGAAGAGGAGGAGCUAGAAAUGAUUCUCAAGCUGUCGCUCACAGAAAAGUGACGUAUCAUUCUACAGUAGGAUUUAUUUAUCAUACAUUACGACAGUUACAACACAUACUGUGACAGUCACAUGCAGUGUUUCACCAAAAAGUAUGGACAUGACUUUUGAAUCUGCAGAGAAAAUGAAUUGCUAUGUUGUACACUGUGAGAAAGUCGCACAUGAAAUGACAAGAGCCGUAGUGACCUUUGAGGUAACGGCUAUGGUUGAUAUUGCUGGCAUGCUUCAGAGACUAAAUUUGCCUCUGUUUUAAAAGGCUUCAUGCUAUCAUUGUCUUCAGAGACUACCCUUUAAGCCACAAUGGCCUGUCAAGUCAGUAAUAUCGCAAACCAGGUCCAUUUUGCAUGUGUAAUCGGAACUGUGAUAUGUUGAAGCAAAUAAUGCAAAGUGUUUCAAGGUAGUUCAGUUGUGGUAACAGUAGUAUGGAUAAAAGAGAGAACGUCUGUAGCUUCAAAUGGAGGUCAUAUGUGGCUUCAGAUGGAGGUCACCUGUUGAUUCAAAAUGUAACCUAUAGCUUCAAAAGGAGGUCACAUGUAGCUUUAAAUGGAGGUCACAUGCAGCUUCAAAUAGAGGUCACCUGUGGCUUCAAAGGGAGGUCAUCUGUAGCUUCAAAGGGAGGUCACCUGCAGCUUCAAAGGGAGGUCACCUGUUGAUUCAAAAUGUCACCUGUAGCUUCAAGCUUAAAAGGGAGGUCACCUGUGGCUUCAAAGGGUGGUCACCUGCAGCUUCAAAGGGAGGUCACCUGUUGAUUCAAAAUGUCACCUGUAGCUUCAAGUUUAAAAGGGAGGUCACCUGUAGCUUCAAAGGGAGGUCACCUGUAGCUUCAAAGGGAGGUCACCUGUAGCUUCAAAGGGAGUUCACUUGUGAAGGCCAAAGAAAGUAAUGUCAUGAAAGAAGAUAACUUGAAACACAAAGGGAGGUAACUAGUUACUACUUAAAAGUGCAGCACUUUUGUGGAAAUAUGGGGUUGUUCAAAGGUAGUUAUUGGAUAAAAAUUUGAAAUCUUUCAUUGAUCCCGUUUAGGUCAUUCAUGGUUGUAAAAAAGCUAACUCAUACAUACACAAAGAAAAACUGGCGAGUUCAGAGAGAACAACAAUUCAUCAAAAAUUAUCAUGUAGGAAGUCGGCUAUUUUUAAAAUGGUCACAUGGGAUUUAUGCAUGGUUUAAGAAUCAUUUAAAAACUUCCAAUGUAAUAAUAAUAAUACAAGUUAUACACUUGUGGUAUAAUUAGUUCUGAAAAUGUGAAUAACAGGCAUUUUCUGGUAUCAAGGUUUACUGAUUUUUAGUAAAGAAAAGAAAAAAGAAUACCUUUAAUGUGGGUGUAAUUGGAUGUCUUCAUUAUUUAUGUUUCACUUACAAAUUUUGUCCCCAAUCAACAAAUGGACAUGUUUUCAUUGCAAAACAAAACUUGCUCCAAUGAAAAGAGCAAUAAUCACGAAUGGAGACAUACUGCAGACCAUGGUUCCAAAGAACAUUAUAAUAUUGAUGUUGUUGACUAAAUGUAAUAUCUAUCGGCGCAUAUCAUAUUUUUGGUUUUUACAAAUCUAAAUGUAUGCUAGUUUAAAGAAUGUCUUUAGAUUCUUCAAUGUCCUUGAAGCAAGAUGCAAUUUGGAGCCAUUUUGUACAUAUUAGCAUUUAACAACACAAUGCGGUAUUUAAAUGUUGGACAUUAAUUAGGUGCCUGGCAUUGAAGUGUAAUCAAAUAUUUAAAAUAUUUAUGUAUUAAGAUUCUUACAAGAAACAAUUGCUAAAUUGAACUUUGUUAAUUUUAAGGACCAGACUGAGUACACAUUUUGACAGUACUAAUUGCAGUUAAUUUCAUUAGUUUAGAAGUUCUCUGUAAUUUUUUAAAACAAUUUCAACUUCCAUGGACUAUCGAGCAAUAAUUCACCAGAAGGCAAAUCAAUUUGAAUGGCUUCUAAUGGCACGCUCUACAGCCAUUGUUGGCCGUCGCUCUACAGCCAUUGUCGGCUGUCUCUACAGCCAUUGUUGGCUGUAAAGGUAUUUUGUGUUGUAUAAUCCUAUCAAUUCAUUAUUUGAUAGUGCUCUAAGCUAAGUUUUAUAAACUGUUUUUAUUUUAUCUAUUCAUGAGUAAAUGUGAAUUUGUCAAAAUAUUGUUGUAAGGAAAUGUGUUAAAACAUAAUUGUCAACUGCCAUUUAAAAACAGCUUUAUACCUUUCCCUUUCUUCCUCCUCUAUCAUGAGCUUCCCUGUUCUGUCUUGUCCCAUCUGUCUGGUACCUUUAUAUGACAUUCAGGUUAAUGUGUAGUUGUAAGUAAAACACUGCCAUAACCAAUGGUCUUUCUGACACAUAACCCUCAAGGGAGACAAUUCAAUUGAAUUAAUUUUAUGUGUUCAAUAUUUUCAUAUUUUGAAAACCAAAAAGGAACAAACAACAUUUGGAGAAAGAAAUUCUAAUUAAGAACUCAGUUCUUUUUCAACUGCGUUUCAUAUAUAUAUAUAUAUUUUUUUUUUUUAGUCUAUGACAGUCACAAUAUCAACAAUUUCAUUGUUGAUUUCUUUCAAAGUCGGAUAUAUUCACUACUGAUCCUUCACUUGAAUAAUGCAAGGAAAUUAAGGGGUGGGGGUAGAGCUGUAUAAGGUAAUAUUUUAUAUAUAGGAUACUAACAUGUCACUCUUCUUGACAUUCGUAUCCUGUACAGAUGGCAGUCCAUAUAUUUGUCUUUACCCGAGAGAGUUUGAACCAUGCAUGCAGAGGGUUUAAAUUCUGAUCAUUAAAAAGGAGAGGAAUUAAUGUCUUUAAUAUUACCAUAAGUACGGUAAUUUGUCUUCAGUAAAACUCUGUUAGUUAUUAUGUUUUGUCAUUUCUUGAACAAGGUGGGUAAUGGUGAAUAAGAAAAAAGAGAAAGGAUUUUUAAACAAUCUAGGUCAUUUUGUUCCUGUGUUAUUAUUCCAUUUUGAGUAUUGUGGAGGCAUAGUGCGCUUUACUUUUACGUGUUACCAGUAAUGGCUCUGUAUACAUUUACAAUAAAACUGUUAUUAUAUAUCU